Hyalella azteca is the source of this 2700-nucleotide messenger RNA. RefSeq names its product protein KRI1 homolog. Bases 145 to 2625 code for a protein of 826 amino acids. Gene Ontology annotation, biological process: endonucleolytic cleavage in ITS1 to separate SSU-rRNA from 5.8S rRNA and LSU-rRNA from tricistronic rRNA transcript (SSU-rRNA, 5.8S rRNA, LSU-rRNA). The record is from RefSeq and is a predicted model, not a curated record. Gene Ontology annotation, cellular component: nucleolus; 90S preribosome. NCBI's taxonomy places the organism in Eukaryota, Metazoa, Arthropoda, Malacostraca, Amphipoda, Hyalellidae. The transcript is spliced from 13 exons.
AGUUGGUAGUUCCAUGUUCACCUGCAAUUGGGAUCAAAUUAUCAAUACGUAAACAACAUUUCUUUACGUAAGUUAGCCUAAUUACUAUUUCUUAUUAUCGCCUCACGCUAUUAUCGUAAUUGUCUUGUCUUUUACUGAUCGAACAUGUCUGGAAAAGUAUUAUUUUCUGAUGAUAGUGACGAUGAAAAUGCCUGCAAUCUGAAGAUAAACAAACAAUAUGCUGACAAAUAUGAAGCCUACAGAAGAAGCGAGGAGCUCAAAAGCUUGAAAGAGCUUGGCAAGGAAGUGGAGAAAUAUGAUACAGAUAGCAGUGAGAUCUCGUCAUCAGAUGAACUGGCAAAUCCCUCGUCUCAGUCCAUGGAAUAUGUUGCACAAAUUUUGGAAGCAGUCAAGUCCGGCAAAGGCAAGGAGCUUGCCCGAGAUCCCAAAUUCUGGAAAAAAAAUCCUCUGGUCACCCAUCAGAAGAAACAAGUUAAAAAGAAAAUUAAAUCAAAGACCAAAAAAAAUGGCAGUGGAGCAGACGAGGAGCCUUUCACUGUUGAAAACAUUCAACGGGAAUAUGUUGAACAUAUGGAUCAGGGUGCCGAGGAUUCAGAAGAUGAAAACAUACCCAUGGAAGCACCAGCAAUACUGAAGCAGAAAAUCUGCUUUGAUGAGAGUGAUGAAGAUGAAGAGUUGAUUAAAGUCCCUGAGGAAACACCUCAGCCUGUCAAGGUUAAAAAAGUAAAGCAGCCAAAGAAGGCGGAGCUAAAGGAGAGACUGUCUAAAGCUCUCCUGAAACCCAACAUGACGGAAGAUGAGAAAUGGAUGGCGAAUUACCUUCUGGAGCAGCACAAGGAGCUCGAGUGUGACGAUGAGGCACCAUGCCCCGGCAGUGACAGUGACAGUGACAGCAGUGAUGACAGUGACACCGAGCAGCCUGAUGAUGAAGAGGAACAGCUCAACAUCCGUGACACACUCGCCAAGUUCGCCGCAGAGGCCGAGCCCCACCGCCCCACGACAUACCCGUACCAGUUGCGGGGCACGGCCCGUGUGCGGGACACGAGCACCCACGACAAGAAGGUAGCCUACGCCGCGCGCCGCAAGCUCGCCAAGGAGGAGUUCAUGAGGCGCGAGCAGGAGGCCCUCAGGAUCAAGAAGGAUCUGCUGGUGCAGCGCCUCGAGGCCAUCAAGAAGACGUCGGGGCAACAGACGCUCGCUUUUGAUGACAAAGAGCUGGACGAAGACUUCGACCCUGCGGAGCACGACAGGAAGAUGGCGCUCAUGUACGACCACGAGGACGACGCGGGAACUGACGUGCAGAAACCCAAGUUUGAAUACGACGAGUAUAUUGGUGAGAGGUCGGGGGUGUUGCACGGCAGGGGUGAUGUGUUGCACGGCAGGGGUGACGUGUUGCACGGCAGGGGUGACGUGUUGCACGGCGGUAUAUUGGACGUGGCCACGUCGACCCACAUAGAGGGCCCAAGAAUAAAAGAGGAGAAGAAGCGUCGUCGUAAGAAGGCGGGCCUGGUGGAGGCCCUGCGGCGGGACAAGCCCGUGUUCGACGGAACCCAGCACAACUUCGAUGAAUACUUCGACGAGUACUACGCCGGCCACUGCGAGGACGUCAUCGCGGGGGACAUCAAGUGUCGCUUCAAGUACAGGACCGUCGAGCCUAAUGACUACGGGCUGUCCUUUGAGGAUAUCGUGAUGGCAGAGGGGCAGGAAUUGAAGCGCUGGAACGGCCUGGCCAACAUCCUGCGCUACGACCGAACCCAAGAACAGGAGCGCCGCGAGCGAGCCUACUUCAGGAGGAACAGGAAGAGCGUUAAACACAUGGCUAAAGUGUUCCCUUCGCUCUACACCUAUUCGCCUGAGGAGGCAGAAGCCGAAAAAGGCGAGAAGGACGAGGAGACGAAGAAGAUGGACAAAAACUUCGCCAAGAAGAUGAGGAAGGAGAAGAAAAAGAAGGAGGCUGCUGAGGAAGGAGGCGUGGCAACCGCAGACAAUAAAAGCAAAUGUCCCGACAUGGCGGAGCAAAACCAGGAGGAGGGAGUAAAUAAGGAGCAAGAGGGUAUGACGAAUGAUCGGUUACAUUCUGGGGAGCGGUUGAAUCACGGAGACGGGUUAAAAACCGGGGACGCUCAUGUCGGGAACGUUUCAACCGACGCCACAAACGCCCCGACGUCUCGCCCUAAACACGUGACUUUAUCCCGGCCACAGACGAGCGUCAAGGCUCGUCUGGACCUAGACAGACGAGAACUAGACCCCCUGGCAUCGUCCAAGACGGCACAGUCGUCCCGCCUGAUCGUGGGCGACGGCCUGUCGACCGUCCUAAAGCUGGACGCCUCGCGCCUCGCCGCGUACUCCUUCAGCGACCCAACGCGCCUGCAGAAGUUCGCGCUCUACAAGGAGAAGAUGAUCGAGCUGGGGCACGACCCUGACCAAGUCAUCGACAUGGAGAAGAAGAGGAAGAGAAGGAGAAUGGAGGAGAAGAUGGAGAAGAGAGGAGGAGUGGUCAUGUGUGAACAGGAGAGGGAAAUGAAGAGGGAGGAGAAGAAGCAGAAAAGAAGAUUGGCCAUACAACGGCAGAUUGAGGAGCGGAAGAGACUGGCCGCACUCAAGAAGGCUCAGAAAAGCGAUUAGUUGUGACCCACUUUUGUAGCAAACUACUAGUGAUAUAUGUUGUUAUUGUGUACGGAAUAUACGUACGGAAGAUAA